Molecule: messenger RNA, 8490 nt
Organism: Pelobates cultripes (western spadefoot toad)
Lineage: Eukaryota; Metazoa; Chordata; Amphibia; Anura; Pelobatidae
Source: the annotation of a GenBank genome assembly
UGUUUAUAGGGAGAAAUGAGUUGCACAAUUGAGAAAGUCUUGGCUGAUGCUAAAGCCUUGGUGGAGAGACUACGCAAACACGAUGGCGAAGCUGAAUCACUAAUUGAACAAACUACCGUGCUGAACAAACGUGUUGAAGCAAUGCAGCAGGUGUGUACUUACACAAGGGGAGCAAUGCUGCUUGCACUAUGGUAAUCUUCCAUAGAAGCUAAAGUUGGUUUGGUGACUAUAGUCACCAAAAACUAUAGAUCUAUUUUACUCCAAUUUAAGAUUGGCACGUUUAAAGGAAGGUGAGGCCCACUGAGAAGGUAUGUACAUGGAAUGAAGUAAGCUGAUCUGGAAUCCCUAGAUGUUGUCACAGCCCGGCUGCUUUUUCACCUCUGGUUUGCCGUUCAGUUCUCAGUUCACAUUUGUGUGUGCGUUCCCCCUCCCUCCCCAAGCUAGGGCUUGUUUUUAUAAUGUUGUUUUAGGUUUUACAGUCUGGCAGAACUGACCCAGUUAUUUUUAUGAAGGAUUCUCUAAGCCACUAAAUUUACAGUUGCCAGAAUGCUUUAAGUCUUGGUUUAUGGCUAUAUUCUCAAAUCAAUACUAUUAUAAAUCAUUCUGUAUAUGCAACAGUUUAACCUCAAAGUUGGUCCCCCUGUGCCCAACACUAGUGCCCCCUCAUUUCCUUCCCCUCCCCCCCAGCCGCUGCAGUGUGAGUGAUUUCCAGUGAUGUCACCAGCUAAUGUUUCCACUCUGAUUUUUAUUCAGCACAAUUGGGUAUUUAAUGAAUAAACCCCAGAGAGAUGCCAUAAUCUUCUUUGAAUUAAAUGUGUUUUCAUGGAUAAAAACAGAUCCUGUCAGACAUAUUAUGAUAGAAAACAUAAACAAAAUGGCAGAAGUGUAUAAUUAAUUUGGUGCUUUCUCAGCCUUUUCUCUCACGAGUCCGUGUCAGCUGCGUGCUGUGUACAGAUUAUAGAGUGAAUGGGAGCUUGUCAGAGCCCACGUUUGGAAUAAUGUUUCAAUUCUAAUUAUUUAUAGUAUCAAGAGGAGAUUCAAGAGCUGAAUGAGGUAGCCAGACACAGACCUCGGUCUACAUUAGUCUUGGGGAUCCAGCAAGAGAACCGGCAAAUCAGAGAACUGCAACAAGAGAAUAAAGGUAAAUGGUCUUCCUUGGGUCACAUCUGAUACUGCAACAAGCAGUUGCUGUCUAGUGUUACAUUAAAGAUUUUUAUUUAUUUAUAAAAUAUUUUACCAGGAAAGAUACAUUGCGAUUUCUCUCAUUUUCAAGUAUGUCCUGGGUCUAAAACACAUUGCAUUGUUACAAUAGGGUACAAUAAAAUACAAAAACAUUAUUAAAGGAACACUAUAGGGUCAGGAACACAAACAUGUAUUGUCGUUCUUGUGGCGAAAUUUGUCCCAUAGGAAUGAAUGGCAAAGCUAGAGUGGGAGCUGGCAAAAGCUGAAAAAUCAGGACAUGAUUUCUAAACUGCCACCACUCCCUUAUUUUCAGGCCCACCUACACAAAUCUUAUAUCAAAACGUUCAGCUAUCCCUGCUGCCACUAAACAUGUCAACGGCUAAGCCAUAGUCCUGAUAGUUUUCACAAUAUAAUUAUUUGUUUGCAACUAACGCCGUCCAUUGACUUUCAUUGAAACUUCACUCUGCAAAGCUCAAAUUUGAAGUGCAAUUUCUAAACUGCGACUGUGCCUUCAAUUUUAAUACUUCAGAGACAUACUAUGCAUCAAAAUGUAGGUCUGGGUCUUGUGAUUCUCACAAUAUAAAGCUCUUCACUGUAGGAGUUAUAGUUUUUAAAAUACGACCGUUUGAAGAUGGCAACCGCCAAAAUACUCUGACCUGUGUCAAGCUGCAGCAGCAAGUGAUGUCAUAGUCAGGGCCUUUUGAACACCUGCUAAUGUUUUUAUAAAUGUAUGGUUUAAUGUAACUGUGCAACAACGUUGCAAUUAAAUGUGCUAUAUAAAUGAUAACAGUUACUCCGCCCACUCCAGUUGUAGACUACUGGUGGAGGCAAGAACACUUCACACAAUUUCCCCAGAAAUUGUAGCUUUUCUAGUUAUUAUUAUUAUUAUUAUAGCAAAAUUUGCCACCCUAACUCCUCCCACAGUUUUUACACUACAUAGACAAAAAUUUACCAAAACGUGCAGAUUGUUCCCGAUCGGAUUGCUAUUACUUUGUGGAACGUUUCGCCGAAUGGUUCACGGAAUAUCGUCGUUCUUGUGGCGCAAUUUGUCCCAUAGGAAUGAAUGGCAAAGCUAGAGUGGGAGCUGGCAAAAGCUGAAAAAUCAGGACAUGAUUUCUAAACUGCCACCACUCCCUUAUUUUCAGGCCCACCUACACAAAUCUUAUAUCAAAACGUUCAGCUAUCCCUGCUGCCACUAAACAUGUCAACGGCUAAGCCGUAGUCCUGAUAGUUUUCACAAUAUGACCAUUUGUUUGCAACCAACGCCGUCCAUUGACAUUCAUUGAAACUUCACUCUGCAAAGCUCAAAUUUGAAGUGCAAUUUCUAAACUGCGACUGUGCCUUCAUUUUUAAUACUUCAUAGACAUACUAUGCAUCAAAUGUAGGUCUGGGUCUUGUGAUUCUCACAAUAUAAAGCUCUUAGCUGUAGGAUUAUAGUUUUUAAAAUACGACCGUUUGAAGAUGGCAACCGCCAAAAUACUCUGACCUGUGUCAGGCUGCAGCAGCAAGUGAUGUCAUAGACAGGGCCUUUUGAACACCUGCUAAUGUUUUUAUAAAUGUAUGGUUUAAUGUAACUGUGCAACAACGUUGCAAUUAAAUGUGCUAUAUAAAUGAUAAGUUACUCCGCCCACUCCAGUUGUAGACUACUGGUGGAGGCAGAACACUUCACACAAUUUCCCCAGAAAUUGUAGCUUUUCUAGUUAUAAAUAAAGUGACAAGGGAGAGAGUGUAAUCAUUAUAAAUAAAGUGACAAGGGAGAGAGUGUAAUCAUUAUAAAUAAAGUGACAAGGGAGAGAGUGUAAUCAUUAUAAAUAAAGUGACAAGGGAGGGAGUGUAAUCAUUAUAAAUAAAGUGACAUGGGAGGGAGUGCCAUUUCCUAAUGUUUUCCAGAGUUGCGUACGUCUCUUGAAGAACACCAGUCUGCUCUGGAACUCAUCAUGAGCAAGUACCGGGAGCAGAUGUUUUGCCUGUUGAUGGCCAGCAAAAAGGACGAUCCCGGCAUUGUUAUGAAGCUGAAAGAGCAGCAUUCGAAGGUGAAUGGACUGUUUGUUUGACGUGAACAAGGCUUGGCCUAGUAAUUUGUCUCGUACUGAAUUUUGUUGAUUAGAACUUCCAAAGAGAAUACAUCUCCCCAUUCCAGAAAUUGCAGAGAUGUAUGUGCAUUGCUGGGAUUGAAAGAAAGAGUGGAGCAGUCACCAUGGUAACAAGUGCAAUGUUCCUGCUGAUUUGUCCAUUUAGCUUUUCAUUCCCACCAAUCAGAAGAAAAAAAAAUCCGAUUAAAAAAGGAACAUGCAGUUCAGAUAUAGUGGGGGGUGUUAAGGGCAGGGUUCAAAAACCUGUUUCAAUUUAAUAAAGUGUGAAUAUUCUGCCUGGGCUUAUAACGCAAAAUAAAAGUGGUGUGAGACAAUGGCAGAAAGUAGAAUGCGUUUCUAGCGCAAAAAGACAGUUGAAUUAAUCAUGCCAGGAAAAAGAAAAUGAUUGAACAACUUUUUGAUAAAUGUCUUCAUGGUUUUAUUUUUCCGUGUAUCUGUAUGCUCUUGGUCUAUUCUGCCUGCCAGACGCAGUGGGCGGAGAUUAUAACAAUUGACAGGGAGCUAUUAUGGAGGCGCACGCUUUCAGCAUUAAUGUGUGAAUUUUAUAUAAAUAUAAUUUUAUAUUUUACACCUUAUAAAUAUUAAUUACAGGGAUAAGUAAACAUUUAAAACUCUAUUAAAGAUUACAUUUACAUUAUUGAUCUACUUUAACCUUGUUUUUCACUGAAUUUAAUCCUGCAGGCAGUAAACAUAUUUGGGUAAUAUAAAGCUUUUCAUGAGUUUUGCAAUCAGUGUUUAUUCCACAAUCUGUUUCACGAUUUCCAUCAGGAUUUACAGACCCAUGUGGAGAAAAUCCAUGAGAUGACGGCAGUUAUUAAGUGCGCCAUAGAAAUUGAUAAUCAGGAAGGGAACAUGGAAUAUGAUCGAAUUCUAAAACUGGAGGUGAGGAAGCACACAGUUUGCUGCCGAAAACACAAACACACUGCGUCGGGGAAAGAAAAACUGAAAUGUUUGUUUCUCCUCCUUUUUUAAGCUGAGUGACAGGUGUAAAGGACUGAACUUAUAAUAAUGAUUGUCAUGGUGGUGAUCUCUGCAUUCUAGCAUCCUUAUCCUGGUAUAUUGUGAAUACAUUUGGUAAUUUCUCCCCCCAUCAUUGUUGUAUAUCUCAAGGCUGAGAAUUCCUGUGUUGGUUUACCAGAGGCCUUCCCCCAGCAUCAGACCACCAUUAUUGGCUGUCUGGACAAUAUUCAGAGCUGCAGACGGCCUCUUACUUAGGAUUGUGGUUCCCUGACACGAGUCAGUCCAACAACAGUUACUGAUUGGCCCCUGUGUGGUCUGAUCACGUUGGGAGCUGUCAAUCACAUGGUAAAUGACAAAUGUGUAAAAAUCUGAGAAAGGCCCACGUGGGGGUAUUGCUGUAGUCAGCGGCAGCUUCAGAAAUUAAAGCUGGGGUCUGCAAAGUAUAUGGACACACUCAAGCUAUGAAAUUAUAUGUCGAAAAGAAAAAACUAUGAAUGAGAAACACAAAUCGUGAGGUUUUGUGACAAAAAUUUUUUAAAUGAAACCGUCACUGAUCGGGCUAAAUACUCAGGAUAAUCUGCUUUAUUCAUAGAUAUAUCAUUGUGUAGUGGUUUGGGAUCUUGUGACUGUUAUUGCCUAAAUAAACUACAUUUAGCAACCGUUUUGUUUUUAAAUAACAAUAUUCACCCUUUGCAACGUUUGUCUUUUAAUGGAUGAACAAUAAUGAAGUAUUGGAAGUAGAAGUAAUGUUUUUUACCAUUUACUAUUUGAAUCAUACUUAUUGGGUAUUAUAAGAACACAGUUCUGCUCCUUAAAAUAUGAUCUGUGGUAGGUGUGGGUACUUUGGAAGAGAGUGCAUUUCAAUUACAGUGGAACAAAGACUUAGAGGUGCCAGAAGACUUUUACAAAAGGGUUAGUUUUAUUUUUCUUACCUCACAAACACACACAUUUGUUAAAUAUAGGGGGAUAAGUAAACAAAACAAAUCCAGGGAAGUAAUGGUUGCCUUUUUACGGUGUCAGUACUGGGGCACUGAUGUGAUAGUUUAGUGCAUUUUAGAGGGGAGGCUGCAUGUAAAAACUGCUGAGAGCUAUCACAGGAGGCAUUCCCCAAACUGCAGUAUCCAUUUCUACCACUAGAUGGCAAGAACUGACAUUAGCAGUAUGUAUCCUUUGACCAGGGGUGCCCGAAAUGUAGAUACCUAGAAGUUGUAGAACUACAGCUUCCAUGAUGCUUUGUCAUUCUAAAGCCCUGCAAAGCAUUGUGGGAGCUGUAGUUCUACAACAUCGGGGAAGCUACCUUUUGGGCACCUCUGCCUUAAACAAACUCACAUUACUGUAAAGGUUGUGAUUUCACUUGUCCGAGAUCUGAGGAUUGUCUUUUUCAUUACAGCAAGAAAAUAAGGGAUUACGGGAAAUCCUUCAGAUAACUCGAGAAUCCUUUCUAAAUCUACGAAAAGACAACCCGGAAACCACAUCAGUGGCUGUUGUAAUCCCAGGGACUGACCUGAGUUUACGGAAAAGCUGAAGCUGUUUUGUGCACUCUGGGCCUCAGACUGUGUGGAAACUGUUAUGAUGGGCAUCAGCAAAUCAAUGUGACUGCACCCCUUUAUUUAAACAGGAUACGGUACAUGGACUUACAUCCCCAGUUUAAGAAGGUGCAUUAUAUCUGCCAAUCAUUGCAUAGAUAACUGAAUAUUUUAUUCCCCACAAAGCGUGAAUUCUAAAAGUACUAUUUUUUUAAGAAAUAUCUGAAUAUUUUAUAAAACAUGCAAAGGACUGUCAGAUUCUAUUCAGGCUGUUAAUUCAUUACAUUCCUUUAAGUAUUUCUGCAGGUGUAAUCUGUUCUUUUUGGUGUGAUUGUGAUCAGUCCGUGCUGGUAUAAAGCGAGCUUACACUGGCCAGUGACAUCCUUUGAUCGUUACCUCAAUAAAAUUGAUGGCGUUUGUGAAUACAUACUAACCAAGUGAUGUCUCAAAUUUUUUUGUGAAGAAUUGCAUUACAUCAAUGCUUUUACUUCUGUAGCAUCACAUAGGUCUCAGCUUCAUCCUGUGGUAGGAGGCUACAUUCCCCGCAACCUCCUACCCUCCUGUGCUCGGGGAUCAAAGAGGUUUUCUUACACUAGGUAAAGAAAAGGUCAUUCCUCCCUACUGUGCUAGAUGCUAUAAAGUCUUAGGGCCCUAAUAGAGUAUGUUAAUGUAAGGUGACACUAGUCUAUGCCAGGAAACAGUAUGUGGUUUUGUAGCAUUAAUAAGAAUGAGUCAAUCAGCAGACAUUGCUUUAUGAACCGUUUAACCACACUGAAAGGCGUUUUAAUAAUAAGUGAGUUUAAACAAUGUUUUUAGGUCACAUAGUGGAGUGAAUAUGUUGCACAUGUGACAAGCAGUGUUUCACUUUCCACCUUGUGUUUGUGGUUAGGCCUCUAAAGAAAGGUGUGAAAUGUACUCGGUUUACAGAUACUGAAAUCACAAUCCUAACUAAGCAGAACUCUGUUACUGCCUCUCUAAACCCUGAGAACCCGUCUGUCCAUCACGGUAAUCUACUGACAAUAUUACGGUGGCCAUACAACAUUUCUGCAAUUUUUUAUUCAAUCUCUUACACGCUGCCAUUGCUUUGUUAAUUCACAGUGGUUUUUCUGAAGAAAACAAAAAAAAAAAAUUCGAACAGGGACCAAUGCACAGAAUUGCUCACUAGACAGUUUUCUUUUUUACAAAGGUUAGAAUAGAACAAUUUCCUCCCAGUGCAUGUUUCUGCUUUUUCAUGUUACAUUUUAUACAAAGCAUGUUUGUUGUGUGAUACAGAGACUUAUAAACACUGUACAAUUAUUACAUGUUACUCAUAACAGGUCUCUUCUCAAUGACUGGAGCCCUGAGAGAAAGUGGACAUUCGCUGCCAAUUAGGGAAACUAACAGAAAUUUGACAGUAGUGUCAUUAAUGCAGCUUUUAUCUUAUCAUGAGGCCUAGACUGUAGCUUCAUGUUUUGGAAUGUGAUUUAUUUUAUUUUUUUGUUGUAAACAGGGAAGUCCAACCUUGGUUCUCCUCUUGUUAACAGGAUAAAGUGUCUCGUCGGCUUAUAAAGAAUUCUGGGAUAAUGUAGUUGGGGGGGGGAGGUUGAACAGGCCUGAUGCUUUACCCAUGGCAUAGUUAGUACAGGACCCAUUACGAAGAUAAUACUGACACAUUGUACAGAUUAGAAAGUAGUCUGUAAAUAUCCUGAGAAUUAUUUUUAAAGAAUAUCUGAAAUAAAAUAUUAACUCUGAGCACCAGGGUGCAAACUAGCUAACAGCCGGAGCCAUUAGUCCUCACAACAAUUCAUGCUGCCCAUAUAGCUCACAACAAGGUAUAAAGAAAGGAAACGCAGUGUAGGACUAGUAGUAAGCAACAAAUACAACAAUUCUGUGGGACAAAUCAUUCAAAAGAAGCCAUUCAUAGCCUUGUACACAGGGACAAUUCAAUGUGUUCACCACGCCCACUUUAUGACCGGAUCUCUUGUGCCGGUAAUCUGCAUUUCGUGUCUUGUCAGGGGAGGCAGAUAAUGUCCACAUCAUAUCUGGGAAGAAUCAACACAUUUAUAUCACUGGUAGGGGAUAGAGACUUUUUGGCAAGUUUACUGAAUGGCUGGUUAUUUUACUAUCUUACAGUUUUUAUUACACAGUAAGUGGGGAGUUCUGAAUUCCACGUGUGCGCCCUACUCCGCUGGGAAGUAACUCCAGGUAAAGACUGUAAUACUGACUGUGGUUACAUCAUUCUGUACACCUUGCAGGCGAGAGCUUAGGUUUCUUUAUAUCUGCGUCACAGUACAGGCUGAUCUACAGGAUAACUCACCCGCCAUCACAAGACCAAAACCUUUUCCAAGUGUGCCCCACUGCUGCCCUCAAAGCUCCCUGCCCUCUUUCUGUUAGAUACAAUGGACUCCAAUGGCACCACACUUGGUUAGAGAAGUAAUGGAGUUAUCUCUCCGAUAGGUUGCGGCCGGCGGAACAUGUCCCUAAACUUAGCCAGUCUGAGCAGCAUCCGUUCUUUGAGGGGUGGCAUAUGGUGACUUGGGUCCAAAACAUUGGUUUUCCGUCUCUCUCUGUCUCGUUUCCAUAUUAGAUAUGGGGAUGGUGGGAACGAGGGACGCCCUCUCUCUCUGAGAACCUGGGUGGUAAUGGCAGCCAUAAUCAGCACAACCCAUAAUGCGAUAAUGAUGAAAUCUGCAAGUAAAUUUAAACAGUCAAUAUUUUUUUGUGCAAAUCAAUGGCAAGUCCUUUUUGGA